AUGGUGAACUCCUCUACUCAAUCUCCACCUGAAAACCCUGUUCAUCCAAACACAGAAAAUCAAUCUUCAGGAAACCCUAGGACUUUAGAUCCCUAUAUCAUUCAUCCCAGUGAUAACCCAGCCACUGUUUUGUUUUCUCCAUUAUUGCAAGGUGAAAAUUAUGGAUCAUGGGUACGAGGAAGUUGGCUUCUUAAUUCAUGCCAGCCAGAUAUACGUGCAAGCUGCUUAUACGCGCCCUCUUCUCAUGCAAUCAGGAAGGAUCUCCAGGUGAGGUUUUGUAUAUCUAAUGCACUUAUCUUAUUCCGUUUGAAAUCUGCAAUUGUUGCCAUUCAACAAGAGACGAUGUCUGUAUCUUUGUACUACACAAAGAUCAAAACACUAUGGGAUCAAUAUGAUUCUCUCGUAGCUGUUAUUGAAGUCUGCAUUUUCGGUGCUGGAAAGUCAUUGCUCGAGCGCCUAGAACAUGACACAGCCAUGGAGUUUCUUCAAGGCUUGCAUGAUAGGUUUUCUAACCUAAGGAAUCAGAUACUGUUAAUGGACCCAUUCCCUACUGCCUUAAGAAUCUUCAACAUGGUGCAACAAGAGGAAGAACAGCAGCACAUCACUGCCAGUCCUCUUCCCAACAUUGAAUCCGCUGCACUGAACACCAACUGUUUCGUCCCUGAACACCAGUCUGCUGCUCAACCAUCUGCUAGCCAAAACAAACGUCCCAGACCUCACUAUGACAAUUGUAACCGUCAUGGGCAUGUUCGAGACAAGUGCUAUCGACUCCACGGUUUUCCACCUUCGUAUGCAUCAAACCCUGUUGCUGCCAACACUACCAUUGAUCCUCCAGAACUUCAGCUUGUACAUCAACCUGCAAUGCCUUCAUUCUCUGCUAAACAAUAUUCACGGUUGUUGGCUCUAAUCAACACUCCAUCUGAGGAUACUCUAAUGGAACCACGAGUUAACUUUGCUGGACUUGUCCACGAACAGAGUGAUUGGUCAGGGUGA
This is a messenger RNA of Papaver somniferum (opium poppy), 993 nucleotides long. RefSeq lists its product as uncharacterized. NCBI's taxonomy places the organism in Eukaryota, Viridiplantae, Streptophyta, Magnoliopsida, Ranunculales, Papaveraceae. The record is from RefSeq and is a predicted model, not a curated record. The coding region runs from base 1 to 993 and encodes 330 amino acids. The transcript is spliced from 3 exons.